UAAACGCUUCAGGAUGAGGUUGCAUAAAAAUUAUUUCCUGACUCUGCCUUCUAUCCUCUCCUCACAGUCCACCAGAGGGGGCUGUUCCCCAGCCCUGCACCUCCUCGGGGGCUGCUGAUCCCUCAGCAGGGGCCACAGUCUGGCAGGGUCUGAGCCGCCACAGCCCGCCUCAGCCCACGGUCAUUUUCCUUCUCCAACCUCCCACCUCGGCCUCAGUCACCCCCCCUGUGGAGACCGUCUCUGUAUAUUCAUCUGCUGCCCUUUCACCCUUUCUUCCCAGGGAAGCGCCCGUUGCCAGCAGGUCUCAGCCCGAGGGAGUCUUUCCCGGGGCUGCACUCUAUUAUCCACAGACUAGCUCCGUCCACGUGGUUGGGACACCCCACACUGCCCCCUCACAGCCCUCUCUGACUCAUAACUGACUCCCUCCUCAGCCCUCCUGCUUAAGUGUGCUGGGAUGUUAAGAGGUCACAAAGGGGAAGUGAGAAACAGAAACAGAACAGCAGGCAGGACCAAGGGCGGAGGAGACAGAGAGGCCUCCUGGACAGAGAUCCCACCCCCAGGACUCCAGGAAGUGUGCCUGCCCUAGGAGGCAGCUCUGCUCAGAAGGAGGAAGGACGGCAGAGCCGACCCCCGGAGCAGUUGAAGCUUCUCUGCAGAGGGGGAACAGAGCAGGCAGCCGAGGUCAUGGAGCCUCCCUGGGCACCUCCCCACAGAAGGCACAUCCCCUGGCAGGCGCUCCUGCUCACAGCCUCAGUUUUAACCUGCUGGAGCCCACCCACCACUGCCCAACUGACCACUGAAUCAGUGCUCCUCUAUGCAACAGAAGGGAAGGACAUUCUUCUACUUGUUCACAAUCUGCCAGAGAACAUUUUAGCCUGGAACUGAUGCAAAGGAAAAACAACAUAUGGUGACCAUGCAAUUGGUACGUAUCUGAUAGACCUUCAGAUAACUAUCCCUGGGCCUGCAUACAGCCAUCAAGAACUAUACCCUGAUGGAUCUCUGCUAAUCCAGAAUGUCACUCAGAAGAACGCAGGAUUCUACACCCUAUUGGUCAUGCAUACAAAUUUUCAGGCUGAAAAAGCAUCUGGACGGGUCCACAUACAUGCUGCAAAAGCCUGAGCACCA
Messenger RNA from Chinchilla lanigera (long-tailed chinchilla), 1125 nucleotides. RefSeq names its product carcinoembryonic antigen-related cell adhesion molecule 3. Gene Ontology annotation, molecular function: protein tyrosine kinase binding. Gene Ontology annotation, biological process: regulation of immune system process; signal transduction. The transcript has 3 exons. Gene Ontology annotation, cellular component: cell surface; plasma membrane. Lineage: Eukaryota; Metazoa; Chordata; Mammalia; Rodentia; Chinchillidae. The record is from RefSeq and is a predicted model, not a curated record.